CUCAUCCCUUCACUCAUUUGUCUAAAUGAGACAAAAACCACCCCUCUCACCUCACCACCUCCAUCCACUCGUAGCAACACCCAAGGAUAGCAAAAAGGAGCUCUGAAAUUCAUCAUUUUCACACCCAAAUUCGAGCUCAAGAUAGAGGAUCCAAAGAGGAGUGUUUGGAGAAGGAAAAAGGUGUAGGAAAGUGUGGAAAUUGAGGAACUUGAUUUAAAGUAUUUUUGAGCUUCGCCGGAGUUUCGUCGGAGUUGGUCAAAGUUCGCCGGAGUUGGUCAAAGUUCGCCGGAGUUGGUCAAAGUUCGCCGAAAUUAGUCAAAGUUCAAUCGAGAAGCGUAGAACGCGCUUAAGCUUAAUUAAGUUUCAGGUAGAACUUGAAGGUUGCUACUACCAGCCACUGUUUCGGGAAGUUUCUGAGAAGAAGACUUGGUUCGUGCUUCUUCCGUUCUUGUUUUGAAAACAAUAUGAAUAAUGCUCAUGGAUAUUAUUUUCUGAAUAUACAUUUCAUGGGUUUGUAUACCCAUGUUUGCCAAGUGUGGCUUGAACACUUGUAAUGUUGUUUCCGCUGUUUUAAAGAAUAAUUCACAUUAUGUUUGUUUAUGGAUGUGCUACGUGUGAAUGAUAUUCCAGACGCCUUGUAUAGUAUGAAUGUGUUGAACUGCGGUUGACAAAUCGUACUGUACGGCGGAUUGUUGACGUGUCUGGUAGGUCCGGGGCGUGACAUUCACCCCCUUAUAAAGGGAACCCUCUUUGAAGGAGUUGAGAUUCCUGUGGGGAAAGGCUCUCUUCGCGGGGGGAGGGGGGUGCCGAUCAAAUAUUGAAAAAAGAGAUAAAAAACCGCGACUUGCGUGCGCGAGCGACUUGAGGACACGAAUGUCGUCCAAAAAAUCUAUCAUUCAAAGAUAUGAUUUAAUUUUUGUUUCUUCCCGUAACGUUCCUAAUUUUUUCCAAACUGGCAGAACUACUCCCUUUCUGUCCGGACCAGAAGAGGGUCUCACUAGAACCGCUCCACUUAUGUUCGCAAAAGAAGGGCACAAGGUAUUCUGUCCGUGCCAGAAGACCUUAGAGGAAUUCUAUUGGCUUCCGGACCAUAAUAUCUAAGCGCAGUUCUCAGCCCUUACGAAAGUUAAUACCCAACGUUCUUGUCUUUUAAUGCUUCUUUAAAUGGAUAGAUUUUCGACAUAUUAAUGUCCAACGUGCUGGAUAUUUAUGUGCAACGUUCAGGUCCAUUAAAGCUCGAUUAACACACCACAAAUCCUCCUAUAAAUAGCUGGCAGGUGCUUUGCAACAAACCCACGUUCACAGACAAUCUGCACGUAGUUUUUAGCUCUAAAAACACUUCCAUCUACUCUGAAAAAUUCCUAAGUGUUCUAGCUUGUUCCCGUUCUCCGUAACUUUUGUUUGUGUGCUCAAACGUUAGUUUGUUAGCCACCGUAUCCUGUGAAACGGUCGUUGCAACGCUCCUAACACCGUGAGAGGCGACGAAUACGUUUUAAGGACAUCGUGCGUAUCACGAGCUCUGGCUAAUUUCCGUCCCAUCUUAUUUUCUGGUUUUUUUCUUUGGCUAUUUUAAUUAAUUAAUUAAUUUUAUUAAUUAAUAUUUCUACAUUUUUUCGAGACACGCCCAACAAUCUUAAAACGUAUUUUGCUAAGGUUGUAUCAUACAGAUACAAUCUUAAAUCGUAGUUUGUCACUUUGGUGAACGAACUUAUUUUUUGUGUUUUCGGAAAACGUAAGAAAACGUUAAAAAUAGCUUCUCAAGAAAUUCAGAAUGUUGGUGGGCAGAACGUGCCAAACAAUAAUCACUCUAAAAGUGGAGCUCCGGUGAACAAUAGUUCACAACGCGGAGCAUCUGCUUUGGGCAACCAAGGAGCAAUCCCUAUGCUUACCGUGCCGAGCAAUUCUGUGGAGAAACAAGAAAAAUUCAAUGGGUUAAACUUCAAGAGGUGGCAACAAAAGAUGCUCUUCUAUCUCACUACUCUCGGUCUUGCUAGGUUCUUGACCGAAGACGCGCCGGUAGUAACCGGGGGUGAGGUGGAUGCACAAUCUUUCAACGCGGUUGAAGCUUGGAAGCAUUCUGACUUCCUUUGCCGAAACUACGUGUUGAACGGGCUGCAUGAUGCUUUGUACGACGUUUAUAGCAAAUUAGCUACGACUAAGGAGCUAUGGAAUGCUUUGGACCACAAAUGUAAGAGUGCGGAUGCCGGUGCAAAGAAAUUUGUUGUCGGCCGAUUCCUUGAUUUUAAAAUGGUGGAUUCGAAGACGGUCUUGAGUCAAGUUGAAGAAAUGCAAAUGAUCUUCAACGAAAUUCGAGAUGAAGGAAUGACAGUUAGUGAGUCUUUCCAAGUGGCGUUAAUAAAUGGAUAAUUGAUGUCGGUUUGGAAGGAUUUCAAAAACGACCCUAAGCAUAAGCGAAAGGAAAUGAACUUGGAGCAAUUGAUCCCCCGUCUUCGGAUUGGAGAGGAUAACCGGAAGAACGAUGGGAAACUCCCAAUCGUUAACGGCGCCAAGGCAAAUGUGGUGGAGCAUGCAAAGGGCUCCAAAACAAAAAAUAAUGGGAAGAGCAAGCUUGGUCCCAAGGGAGGCAUUUCCAAGACAAAGUUCAAUGGAAAAUGUUUCAACUGCAAUAAAAACGGACACAAGUCUGCGGAUUGCAAGGCGCCCAAGAAGAAGAGGGACUCUCAAGUCAACUUGGUGCAAGGUGGGCAAAAGGAUGAAGACAUCAUCCUUGUGGCCGUGGUGACCGAGGUCAACCUCGUUGGAUCUAAUUCCAAGGAGUGGUUCGUGGAUACCGGUGCCACCCGGUAUAUUUGCUCAAAUCAGGAGUUAUUCACAACUUUUGAUCCAUCAAAUGGUGAGAAGGUGUGGAUGACAAACUCAUCUCAUUCCGCGGUGGAAGGCGUGGGCAAGGUGGUCCUGAAGAUGACUUCAGGCAAGGACCUGACUCUCAACCAAGUUUUGUUCGUUACGGAAAUACGCAAAAACUUGAUUUCCGGUUCGUUGUUGAACAAAUUGAACAUGGCUUCCGCGUGGUUUUUGAGUCGGACAAACUGGUUUUGUCUAAGUCGGGAAUGUAUGUGAGCAAGGGGUAUGCAGUUGAUGGGUUGUUUAAACUCAAUGUAAUGACUAUUAUUAUUAAUAAUAAUAAAAUACCUUCUACUUACUUGUUUGAGUCUUCCAAUGUGUGGCAUGGUAGACUAGGACAUGUUAAUUUUAAUUCUAUACUGAUGGGGUUAUGGGACCAGGCCCAGAGCCUAAUCGGCCCAGGCCCCGAACUUGGACCAGCGGGCCUAAGCCCAGCAACCUAGAGUCGGCCCAACUAAUCAGGGCAAUCAAGGAGCGGAAGCCCAAGAAAGCCUGUCGACCAGCCCAGCGGGGAGCCUGCCUUCCAGCCCAGUGGGGAGCCUGCGAUCCAGCCCAACUGGGAGCCUGCGGUCCAGCCCAUGUGGGAGCCUGCCUCCAGCCCAACAGGGAGCCUGCCUUCCAGCCUACCCGGGAGCCUGCCUUCCAGCCUACCCGGGAGCCUGCCUUCCAGUCUACCCGGGAGCCUGCCUCCAGCCCGGUCAGAAGCCUUCCUCCAGCCUAGCGGGAAGCCCACCGUCUAGUCCAGCAGGAGGGAGCUCAAGCGUCCAGCCUGCCAGCCAGGCUGACCCGCCAGCCAGGAAGAGUAACGGCCAACAAUCCAUGCGCG
Molecule: messenger RNA, 3691 nt
Organism: Cuscuta europaea
Lineage: Eukaryota; Viridiplantae; Streptophyta; Magnoliopsida; Solanales; Convolvulaceae
Source: the annotation of a GenBank genome assembly